AUGUUUCGUCGUCGCCCGACCAACCUCGCCGCCACCGCCGCCCAUACCGCCGCGCGUGGUUACCCAAAUAACGCCGCAGCUCCUAUUACCAGCCAGGCAGAGUUUCGCCGAAAUUUUCUCAAGGUCCACAAGGACCGCGUUAUCAGAGACAAUAACGGUACAUGCUUCCGAUUGCACCCUAUCGUCAUGAACGGCGAUUGCGGCUUCGGCGCCAUCGCAAAGGGCAUCAACGUUGCAAGGGAGCGCGUCCGUGACAUGGCUCCGCAACCCCCUGAACCUCCGCACGACCCUCACUUUCCGAUCCAACAACGAUCUCAAACCCAAAACCAACCCCAACAUAAUAAUCGAAACAAACACUUCUCGUUUGCUCAUGACAGGAAGCGAUGGAGGCGGAUUCGCUCGCGUCCGUGGAUCUGGCAUCGGCUGGUCGCCAGACGCGCACAAGACCGCCCUACGAAGAGUUUGCAGGCAAAGGACCUUCGAAAAGCCAUGUUCGACGAGCUCAAAAAGGCUCGCAAAACCUAUUUGGAUGAAUGCGAAGACCUUUCUGGCAUUUACACCAAUGAUGACUUUGAUACGUUAGAGAGAGAGGUCAGCCAUCCGGGUAUAGCUGGUCACUGGCUCGGCACCGUGCUUGGCGUUUUGGAACAUGUCAUUGUCGCGCAGGCCAUGAACAUUGACAUAUAUCUGUAUCAGUUCGAUCUACAAAGGCAGUGCAUCAGACAGUUCGAGAGCGCCACCGUCGAAAACCCAGAUUGUGAAGUCUACCUCUUCUUCACUGGUCCUGCCGCGUGCGGACAUUUUGACACUUUGGUUAAGAUAUCUAACACGCGAGAUAACUUGUUUAUGGCCUAA
Molecule: messenger RNA, 855 nt
Organism: Chondrus crispus (carragheen)
Lineage: Eukaryota; Rhodophyta; Florideophyceae; Gigartinales; Gigartinaceae
Exons: 1
Coding region: 1-855 (284 amino acids)
Source: RefSeq, a predicted model, not a curated record